Molecule: messenger RNA, 522 nt
Organism: Homarus americanus (American lobster)
Lineage: Eukaryota; Metazoa; Arthropoda; Malacostraca; Decapoda; Nephropidae
Product: glutamate-rich protein 5-like
Exons: 1
Source: RefSeq, a predicted model, not a curated record
AUGCAAGAUAAUGCAAAGAAAGUAUGGGGGGUCAUCAACCAAUGUGUUGAUUCCUUCUCCUCAACAAGUGACAGUCCCCAAAUGGUUACCGAAGCCGGCGGUCCCCAGGUGGCCACCGAAGAGGAGAGUCCCAAGGUGGCCACAGAACAGGAGCGUCCCCAGGUAGUCACCGAAGGGGAGAAAACCCAAAAGGUCACCGAAGCCAGCGGUCCCCAGGAGGCCACCGAAGAGGAGAGUCCCAAGGUGGCCACGGAACAGGAGAGUCCCCAGGUCGUCACCGAAGGGGAGAAAACCCAAAUGGUCACCGAAGCCAGCGGUCCCCAGGUGGCCACCGAAGAGGAGAGUCCUCAGGUGGCCACAGAACAGGAGAGUCCCCAGGUCGUCACCGAAGGGGAGAAAACCCAAAUGGUCACCGAAGCCAGCGGUCCCCAGGUGGCCACCGAAGAGGAGAGUCCUCAGGUGGCCACCGAAGGGGACACUCCCCAAGAAGUUGCCCGUAGUGCUGCUGCCCAAAAGCCCAAG